Astyanax mexicanus (Mexican tetra) is the source of this 2421-nucleotide messenger RNA. It is a transcript of the gene matn3b, whose product is annotated as matrilin 3b. Gene Ontology annotation, molecular function: calcium ion binding. NCBI's taxonomy places the organism in Eukaryota, Metazoa, Chordata, Actinopteri, Characiformes, Acestrorhamphidae. The coding region runs from base 44 to 1762 and encodes 572 amino acids. The transcript has 6 exons. The record is from RefSeq and is a predicted model, not a curated record.
CGCUGCAGAGCGCGCACUGUGCUGCUGUUGGAGAAACUGAGAGAUGGCUCGUGCACUGUGGGCGCUCUGCUGCUGCUCUCUCGCGCUGCUGGUGACCGGGGCGCGCGGAACCACACCUGUCCGAAGACCCGUAUAUGGACCGGGAUUCGGACCCGUACCGGGACACGGAUACAGACCGGGGACCAACUGGGGAGCUCAUGGCAAUAAUCACAGGUAUUAUGGGUACCACCACUACCACCAUCGGCCGCCCUGGAGGUGGCACCCAUAUACCCACCACCGGCCUGCAAUACCUCUCCAGCCCAGGCUUCCUCUACGGCCCAGAGUACCGGUGCUGCCACCAAAACCGAAGGUAGCCAUGCCUUGCACCACUAUGCCCAUUAGAAUACCCAUUGUGGUCUCCACCGCGACAGUUCCCAGAACAGUUUCCACCACAAUACCCACUACUCUACCAACCACGGUACCCACCACAGUACCAACCACACUACCCACCACAGUACCAACCACACUACCCACCACAGUACCAACCACAGUACCCACUACGAUGACGACCACAGUACCCACCACGGUACCAACAACGCUACCCAAUACAGUAUCAACCACGGUACCCACCACAGUGGCAACGACUGUUCCUACUACAGUGACAACGACUGUUCCUACUACAGUGACAACGACUGUUCCUACUACAGUGACAACCACGUUACCCACUACUCUACCAACCACCCUACCUACAACACUUCCAACCCAGCCUCCAACCACCCCACUGCUGGUCAGUACCCCAAGUGGCACAUCUACCUCUGCUGCACCUUCCACUAAGCCAGCUCCAGCUGAGGUGUGCAAGAGCCGCCCGCUGGACUUGAUCUUUAUCAUCGACAGUUCUCGCAGUGUCCGGCCUGCUGAGUUCGAGAAGGUCAAAGUCUUCCUUGCAGACAUGGUAGACUCCCUGGAUAUUGGGCAGGAUGCCACACGGGUUGGCCUGGUCAAUUACGCCAGCACAGUCAGCAUAGAGUUUCGCCUAAAGACCUACAACAACAAGGCCCAGGUCAAACAAGCCUUUUCUCGCAUCGACCCCCUUUCCACUGGCACCAUGACCGGCCUGGCCAUCAAAACAGCCAUGGAGCAGGCCUUCACCGAGGAAUCCGGCGCCAGGCCCCAGAGUAAGAAUAUCGCCAAAGUGGCCAUCAUUGUGACAGACGGGCGGCCCCAGGACAAGGUGGAGGAUGUUUCGGCUGCAGCCAGGGCUGCUGGGAUUGAAAUCUAUGCAGUUGGUGUGGACAGAGCAGAUAUGACGUCUCUCAGGUUGAUGGCCAGCCAGCCUCUGGAUGACCAUGUCUUCUAUGUGGAGACAUAUGGGGUCAUUGAAAAGCUCACCUCCAAGUUCAGGGAGACUCUGUGUGGUGUGGAUGCAUGCUCUCUUGGACAUGACUGUGAGCACGUUUGCGUGAACAACAAAACCUCCUACUACUGCAAGUGCAGGGUGGGGUACGUUCUUAACCCGGACAAGAAAACAUGCUCGCAAAACAACGGUGUGGAUGCAUGUGCCCUUGGACAUGACUGUGAGCACAUUUGCGUGAACAGCAAUGCCUCCUACUUCUGCAAGUGCAGGGUGGGAUACGUUCUUAACUCGGACAGGAAAACAUGCUCACAAGCCAACGAGGCCCGCAGCGAUGUGUCAGAGGAUGCAUGCAUGUGCGAAGCUCAGAUCGCAUUCCAGAAGAAGGUUCACCACAGCAUAAAGGAGAUAACCAACAAACAUAUCCUUUAACUUUUCUUAUCUUGUGUUUAAAACCAGUUAUGGACCUUUUUAAAACACUUUAAUGAUACUGUAAUAAAAUGUUCACAGCCUGCUUGAGUGAGAAGGAGUGUCAAUGGAGUGUCUCUUAUUUGUGGUACCUAUUAAAGGUACCACGAUUAAGCCAAGACAUGUUUGGUAUUAGAUGUGUGCUUCGUUAUUUUUACAACAGGAGAUGCUAGGCUAACAUUGCUAACAGACACUGGCCUUAGACAAUACCAGCUAUUCUUAGUCCUGAAAGGAACAGUUUGCCAAAAAGUCAAAUCAACAUGAUUGAUAAGUGAUGCCAGAUGCUUUCAGUCAGCCUAAACAUGUUUUUGUGCUUCUUCAGUUUAUGACAGGAAAUGCUAGAGUAACAUUGCUAAAAAAAUGUCAUGUCCUGUAAAUACACUCUUGUUCUAAUUAAUUAGCUUUACAGUUGAACAGACCUUAUUUGAAAAAAACAUAACAAGAUGUUUCAAAGUAAAGAAUUUUUCGUACACAGCCGAGAAAUGCAGCCCACAAUAGGUGUAACUGAAAGGCAGUACAGUUUUUGUAAGCAUUGUUAGCUUAGCGUUACAGACUGUAUAACAAAGAAUCACAUGUCAAAUAACAGACAUGUCUUGGCUGUUUGACUGCAUUUGGGAUCAGUG